AAACAGAUGUGUAUCACAUGAUAUAACCACAACACAAAGAGAGACAGACGGCAGGAGCGUUCAGUCCGUGGGAACAUUAUUCAGAACCAUGGAGGCGACUGAGAACGACGCAGACUCUGAGAACAUAUACAUGAACGAGGAGGAUGCUGAUAAAACUUCUAAUCAGAGUGGAAUCUAUGACAGCAUCUACAUGAACACAACAACCGAGAGCCCAGGUUCUGCAGGUGCUUGUGAAAGGAAAAAGGUGAUCUUGAGUGACAUGGCUGCAGUGGCUCUGGGCAUCCUAUGUGUUCUCCUGCUGGCUGUAAUCAUUGUGCUGUGUAUAAAACAUAACACAGAGCUGCAUCAGAUACAGAGCCACAAUGAGAACAUGACUACAGAGAGAGACGGCUUACAGAGCAGGUAUAACAUCUUAAACAUGGAGAAAGACCAGUUAAUGAACCUGAACCACAAUCUGACUUCAGAGAGAAAUCAGUUACAGAGCAGCUACGACACUCUGAGAUCUGAGAGAGAAGCAAUGCAGAAGAAGCUUAAAGAAACAGAGUUUUGUCCAUAUGGAUGGAUAAGGUUCUUGUCCAGAUGUUACCUCAUCUCUACUGAUAAAAGAACCUGGGAGGAGAGCAGACAGGCCUGCAUAAGGACAGGAGCAGAUCUGGUGAUCAUCAACAGCAGAGAAGAACAGCAAUUUGUUUCUGAAUUUCAUACGAAUAUCUGGAUUGGACUGACUGAUCGUGACUGGGAGGGACAGUGGAAAUGGGUGGAUAACACAGCUCUGCUGUCUGGGUACUGGAUGAACAAUGAGCCGAAUAAUGGUGGGCAUCACCUUAGUAACAAGGACUGUGUUGAGCUUGUACCCGUCUCCAUUGGUGUAACAUCCAACUGGAACGAUGUGAAGUGUAGCAAUGUUCUUUAUUCACUAUGUGAAAGAUUUGGAACUGCAGUCAAUAACAGAUAACCUUCAUUUAAUAGACGUGUUCAUUAGUGCUGUAGGUUUACUGUAUAUCUGUGCAUCGCUCAGGGUACAAAAAUAUCACAUUGAUUUCAUUUCAGUUCUGAAAAGUCAAAAUAAUGUUGUUCUCUGUGAUGUAUUGAUUUGUUCUCUGAUAACAAGAUAUAAUUCUGAAAAGCCGAAA
Molecule: messenger RNA, 1133 nt
Organism: Tachysurus vachellii
Lineage: Eukaryota; Metazoa; Chordata; Actinopteri; Siluriformes; Bagridae
Product: CD209 antigen-like protein A
Exons: 5
Coding region: 89-955 (288 amino acids)
Source: RefSeq, a predicted model, not a curated record